Messenger RNA from Vombatus ursinus (common wombat), 5639 nucleotides. RefSeq names its product huntingtin interacting protein 1 (gene HIP1). Gene Ontology annotation, biological process: endocytosis; clathrin coat assembly; actin filament organization. Bases 589 to 3606 code for a protein of 1005 amino acids. Gene Ontology annotation, molecular function: phosphatidylinositol-3,5-bisphosphate binding; clathrin-cargo adaptor activity; actin filament binding. Gene Ontology annotation, cellular component: actin cortical patch; extrinsic component of postsynaptic membrane; presynapse. The record is from RefSeq and is a predicted model, not a curated record. The transcript has 31 exons. Lineage: Eukaryota; Metazoa; Chordata; Mammalia; Diprotodontia; Vombatidae.
CUCACUCUCACACACACAGGCUCUGGCUGCCUGGGCUGGGCUCUCCCGCACUGGUUCAUCUCUCAAUAGCUGCCCCAUCCUCGGGGAGAAGAGACCUUUUGUUAUUCAAAUCACACACUUGGGGCUCUGCUGCCGCUGCUGGCUUGGGUGCACCAGCCUGCUGCAGCCAUUGGGAUCUGCCGAUUCAUUCGUCCCUCUCCCUUCCCGUGGCUCGUGGCCUCUCGCACCAGCUGAUUUCUAGAUUUCCUCUCUCAGGUGGAGGGCAGGCGUGGGGGGGGAUUGCUUUCCGGAGCUGCCGCAGGCCCCCUCCUCCCCAUCCUGCCGCCCCCCCUUUCUGUGUGCUGCUGCAGCUCCCAGCUUUGUAAUCUCUCCCCCUCCCUCCACCCCCCCUCGCCCUCCCCUGCUUCCUCUCUGCCAGUCCAGCCUGGGUCCUGCUGCUCUGCCCAGCUCCAUGGGAGCCCCGCGCUCCGCGGCAGGCUCUCCCUGCCCUUGUGCCCGCUAACAUGGCACUACCAGCACCCAAUUAACCAGGAGUAGCAGCACUGGGGGAGCCGGAAUCUGGUCCUCCUCCCAACUCCAGACUCGGUCAUGGAUGUGAGCAAGAUGACGGUCAGCAUCAAUAAAGCCAUUAAUACCCAGGAAGUGGCCGUGAAGGAAAAACAUGCCAGGACGUGCAUUCUGGGAACCCACCACGAGAGAGGAGCGCAGACCUUCUGGUCGGUGGUGAGCCGCCUGCCGCUCUCCAGCAACGCCGUACUCUGCUGGAAGUUUUGCCAUGUAUUUCACAAACUUCUCCGGGACGGGCAUCCCAACGUCCUGAAAGACUCCUUGAGAUACAAAAAUGAGUUAAGUGACAUGAGCAGGAUGUGGGGUCACCUGAGCGAGGGCUACGGCCAGCUUUGCAGCAUCUACCUCCGACUGCUGAGAACCAAGAUGGAGUACCACACCAAGAAUCCCCGAUUCCCAGGCAACCUCCAGAUGAGUGACCGGCAGCUGGAUGAGGCAGGAGAGAGCGAUGUCAACAACUUUUUCCAGCUGACGGUCGAGAUGUUUGACUAUUUGGAGUGUGAGCUGAACCUCUUCCAGACUGUGUUCAGCUCCUUGGAUAUGUCCCGCUCGGUGUCGGUGACAACAGCGGGGCAGUGCCGCCUGGCCCCCCUGAUCCAGGUCAUUCUGGACUGCAGCCACCUGUAUGAUUACACCGUCAAGCUCCUUUUCAAACUUCACUCCUGUCUUCCUGCUGACACCCUCCAGGGCCACCGGGACCGCUUCAUGGAGCAAUUCAGGAAGUUGAAAGAUCUCUUCUACCGCUCCAGCAAUCUCCAAUACUUCAAGCGUCUCAUUCAGAUCCCUCAGCUUCCUGAGAACCCACCCAACUUCUUGCGGGCCUCAGCCUUGUCAGAACACAUCAGCCCCGUGGUGGUCAUCCCGGUGGAGGCUUCGUCCCCAGACAGCGAGCCCGUCCUGGAGAAAGAUGACCUCAUGGAAAUGGACGCCACUUCUCAGCAGAAUUUCUUUGACAACAAAUUCGACGAUAUCUUCGGCAGCUCUUUCAGCAGCGACCCUUUCAACUUCAACAAUCAGAAUGGCAUGAGGAACAGAGAAAAGAAGGAUACCUUGAUUGAUCAUCUGUACCGGGAGAUCAACGGACUGAAGAAAGAGAUGGAGAACAUUAAAGCCGAGAAACACCUGGCGCUGCUGCAGCUGAAGGGCCGGAUCAGCGAGCUGGAGGCAGAGCUGGCGGAGCAGAGACACCUGCGUCAGCAGGCGGCCGAUGAGAGUGAAUUUCUCCGGGCUGAGCUGGACGAGCUCAAUAAGAAGCGAGAAGACACGGAGAAAGCCCAGCGGAGUCUCACGGAGAUCGAGAAGAAAGCCCAGACAAAUGAACAGCGUUACAGCAAGCUAAAGGAGAAGUACACAGAGCUAGUUCAGAACCAUGCCGACCUGCUGCGGAAGAAUGCCGAAGUGGCCAAACAGGUCACUGUGAUGAGACAGGCGCAGGCUGACUUGCAGCGAGAGAAGAAGGAGCUGGAGGAUACUUUCCAUCAUGCGAACGAGCAGGCCCAGCGCAAGGCUCAAGAACAGACGGAGGUCCUAGAGACGUUAAAACAAGAGCUUUCCAUCAGCAAACAUGAAUUCCAAGUCCUCCAAGGCACCCUGGAGACCUCUGCCCAGUCAGAGGCAAAGUGGAAUAUGCAGAUUGAAGGCCUAGAGAAGGAGCGAACCAGCCUGGCAAAAAUCGCAUCUGAGAGGUAUGAAGAAAUCUCAUCCCUUCGGAACCAACUGGAGCGAACACAGUCUGAGUUAACCAGUGCACAGGAAUCUAUGCAUCAAAUCGCAAAGGACCAGCGGAAGUCAAUUCUCCUGGAAACAGGGCAAGAGGCUGAGAAGAUGGUGAAAGAUGCCCUGAGCCAGCUUGAGGACCCCAUCCUCAUCAGCUGUACUGGGUCUGCAGAUCAUCUCCUUUUUAAGACCAAUUGUGUUUUGAAAUGCAUCGACCAAGUGGAGGAGGCCCAGAAGCAGUAUCUGACCUCUUCAGAUGAUGUCGGUGGACUGGCACGAUCCAUGACCCUCUUGGCUCACCUGGUCAGUGACACCAUCCUCCAGGGCAGUGCCACCUGUCUGACGACCUCCUUGGAGCCUGCCGAGAUGCUAACGGAUGCCUGUAAAGAGUGUGGCAGGGAAGCCCUGCUCUAUCUGUCUGCUCUGAAGGAAGAGGACAGUCUUAGGAAUGCAGAUAGCACGGCUAUGAGGAGCUGCCUCAGCAAGAUCACAGCCAUUGGCGAGGAGCUCAGACCCAGAGGCCUGGACAUUAAGCAGGAGGAGCUGGGAGACUUGGUGGACAGAGAGAUGGCUGCCGCCGCAGCUGCCAUUGAAACAGCCACGGCCAGGAUCGAGGAGAUGCUCAACAAGUCCCGAGCUGGAGACACAGGGGUCAAACUAGAGGUGAAUGAAAGGAUCCUCAGCUCCUGUACCAGCCUGAUGCAGGCAAUUCAGAUCCUCAUUGUAGCCUCCAAAGACCUCCAGAAGGAGAUAGUGGAGAGCGGCCGGGGUGCGGCCUCCCCCAAAGAGUUCUAUGCCAAGAAUUCCCGAUGGACAGAAGGACUGAUCUCGGCCUCCAAAGCUGUUGGUUGGGGAGCCACAGUCAUGGUGGAUGCAGCGGAUCUGGUGUUUCAAGGGAAAGGGAAGUUUGAGGAGCUGAUGGUGUGUUCCCGUGAAAUUGCAGCCAGCACAGCACAGCUGGUGGCUGCUUCCAAGGUGAAAGCAGACAAAGACAGCACAAACCUGGCUCAGCUGCAGCAGGCCUCUCGGGGGGUGAACCAGGCGACGGCAGAGGUGGUGGCAUCGACCAUGGCAGGGAAGUCACAGACUGAGGAGACAGAAAACAUGGACUUCUCCAGCCUGACGCUGACGCAGAUCAAACGUCAAGAGAUGGACUCCCAGGUAAAAGUGUUGGAACUGGAAAAUCAGCUGGAGAAGGAGCGGCAGAAGCUGGGCUACCUGAGGAAGAAGCACUACGAGCUGGCCGGCGUCGCCGAGGGCUGGGAGGGCGAGCCCGGAGCACCUCCAGCUGCUGCGCCAGAAGCCGAGUUAGUUAAGGACUAGAGCCCGGCCCUCGCCCCAGACACCAGACCGUCAAUCCUCAUAACUUGUCUCUGUGCUUGCCGCGUGGCCACUCCACUGCCCAUCUGCCCGCGCUGCAGACUCAUCACCUCCCCCGCAGUCAGCCUCUCCCAGAGCUCCCACCCCACGGGACGCACUUUGAUGUGAAGCGCGUCGAGUCGACCCUCACUUCCCCGCGCCUGCUCGAGAUGCCGGCGGGCCCUCGCUAGCCAUCUGGCCCCCAGGGAGCUUGCAGUGAACACGCCUCAGCCACAUGACUCACUUCAUCUCCGUGCUCAUUUCGUAGGGCCAGGGGCCGGGCUUGCAGGGAGAGGCCAAGAGAGAGACUUCAUCAGCGCCCUUUCCCUUUCCCCCUCAGUCUCGUCUGUUCCAUCGUUUGCACAAACCGGGGAGCAUCCGAGGGGGGUCCCAGGCCAAGAAGCUCUUCUGGAUCUGUCCACAGGAGGGUCCUGCCCAACCAGGCCAGGGCAGUUCGUCCCCCUCCUUGGCAGUCUCGUGGAUUCCCCACUGCUUCUUAGGCUGCUUGGUUUUUUGAAAAGUCAAUUCCUAUAGCCAACUUUCCUUAAGGGAGCCCCUCUGGAGCUCUUGGGACACAACUGGGUCCCGGUACCGUAGUGGUUAAACAAUUAAUGGUGCUGCUCAGGCUUUGCCCUUGGUGCUCCACAUCCACCACAUCACUGACCUCUGCUGGAGUGUGGAAUGGUCCCGUCCACUUCCUAGAAGGGAAUAGCUUCCUCCUAAGGGGAAGGCAGGUCGAGUGCCUUGUGUUACUGUACCUGGACCCUGGCUGACCCCCACGAUUCACCUCCACACUUGUGGGGACCACAGAAGAGGGGCGAGGGAAGGGUCCGGCCCACAUCCUCGGGGAACCAUCAUCCAUGGCAACAACUCGUGAUCAGGCUCCAGAAACCCCAUGGUGCCCUCCUUGGAUGGGGAUGCUGAGAACAGCAGCACUGCUCUGUGCAGCAGGUCCUUCCCUGGCCACCACCCUCCCUACCUGACCAGGGUACCAAGAAGGAGAAGAUGAGGGAAAUCUCAAUGGCUUUCACCAAGCAGUCAGCCUUGUCACCUCCCCGAACUGAAGGUGGAUAAUGACCUUUUCCAACUAAUUAAGAAGCCCUGGUCAGAGAGAAUAGAACAAGCCAUCCCCAAAAAGGAUAGAGGCUCAUGUCUGGUGUCCAUCUCCUCCAGUCCCUCUUACAGUGCCCUGUGCUAUUUAUAACUAACCAGUCACAAGCAGCAAACCCCCUAUGAAGAAAUGCUUGGAGCAAUUAGUGUUGGAGGUGACUGCAUCUGACUACUGUUCCCCGCCCAACAAGCUUCAUGAACGCGAAAGAAAAAGGCAAGGAUACCAUCUUUGGACUCCUCACCAAACAGGCUCCUCAGGACAUCUGGUUACUUGUCCACAAAUGGAGAGAAAAGAAGAUCGAGUACCAGCAGGCUCUGCUGCCCAAAAUUCGCAUGGCUCUUGGAUCCUGGCAGUAGCAGCCAAGAAGCUUCCACUACGACCCAGGCUGCAUCAUGGUAGAGCUUGGAGAUCCUGUUCAAUCAAUGGAAGAGGGAAGCCUUUGUGGCAGUUCCCCUGUGCAUUUUAAGAGUGGGGACAUUUCAGAAAUUAGGAACUCAGUCACUGCACCCAAAAGGACGAAGGAAUGAACCAUGAAAAUGAAGCAAUCAAUGCCUUUGUGCUCGACAUCUUCCUGCUCCAAAGACUUGAAGAGAUCAUGCACUUUGUCACUGGGCCAAGAGUACAGGCCAGGAGUUCACAAAGAGGUUUGUCCUCAUUUCAGUGCCCCUCAAAAGUAUUCGGUCCAAACUCUCCUGCUUCCUUUUAAUAGAAGCAACAGAGAGAAUGGCUUUGGACAAGGUUCACCCCAGAGACUGGAGGUCAUCCCUCUGAAAAUUAACUAAGAUCAUUUCAAAAGCUCCUGUGAGUUUUGCUGAGUAGUAGUGGUGAUCACAUGCUAGUUGACAUAGUCAGGCUCAUCUGGAUUUACACUAGGGAAGAACCUUGU